GCUCGGCUCACUUCCUCUGCUGCUCUCUCCCACGCACCAUCUCUUGCCUCAUCUUCUUCCCUGUCACCACUUUCCUGUUUGACAGAGGCAACAGGCAUGUCGACGCAGCCCGCGACGUCGGCCUCCGGAAUCGUCUCGGAUGGCUCCACGCGCCUCAUUCCUGAAUCGCGACGCGCAGAUGGCUCAGUCCGCAAGGAGCGCAAAGUGAAGCCGGGCUUCACGCCCGCCGAGGACAUUGGCAAGUUCCGGUCUGCGCGAGUCGAGGCGCGAAAGGCCGGCGCGUCAGAGCAGGUCGUCGGCGCGGGACAGAGGGCCACUUCGGAGAGUGCACCAGCACCAGCACCAGCACCAGCGCGACCGAGCUGGAGGAGCGGCGAGAGCCCCAGAAAGGGACGGGCCGCCCCGACAGGCGCAUCUGCUCCCUCUUUGCUGGAGGACACAGCUGCCUCGUUCCCUGCUCUUCCCACCUCCGCCGCUACGACGAGAGCUUCGAGGGAAGAGCUGGACGAGGCAGGGCGAUGGAAGAAGACGCCGAUGGAGUCGGAGGUGAAUCCAAAGAAGAAGUCCGACGAGAGCUCGUGGUGGAGGGGAGGCGGCACAUCUGCGUCAAAGCGGCAAGGCGACGCACCCAAGGUGAACGGUAAAGAAGGAAAAGCACAAGGCAAAGCUGUGGAGGGGGACGUUCCCGAUGAGUGGGACGGCAAGGGAGAGGCCAAGGAAGGGAGAGAGGGGGAAAAGGACGAGCUUUCCGAACAGCUCGACAAGCUCGGGAUCAAGUGAUCAAGGAUUUGCAACUGCAACAUGUACUCUCCACCACAAUCUGUAACCAUAGCCAUACCCCACGCUCAUCAAUGCUCUAGAAUUGCUUGU
Acaromyces ingoldii is the source of this 870-nucleotide messenger RNA. RefSeq lists its product as hypothetical. The coding region runs from base 97 to 780 and encodes 227 amino acids. Gene Ontology annotation, biological process: exon-exon junction complex disassembly. Gene Ontology annotation, molecular function: RNA binding. The transcript is spliced from 2 exons. Lineage: Eukaryota; Fungi; Basidiomycota; Exobasidiomycetes; Exobasidiales; Cryptobasidiaceae. The record is from RefSeq and is a predicted model, not a curated record. Gene Ontology annotation, cellular component: cytoplasm; exon-exon junction complex.